Gossypium arboreum is the source of this 2499-nucleotide messenger RNA. RefSeq names its product putative disease resistance RPP13-like protein 1. The coding region runs from base 1 to 2499 and encodes 832 amino acids. NCBI's taxonomy places the organism in Eukaryota, Viridiplantae, Streptophyta, Magnoliopsida, Malvales, Malvaceae. The transcript has 3 exons. The record is from RefSeq and is a predicted model, not a curated record.
AUGCAUGAUCUUAUGAAUGAUUUAUCUCAAUUAGUUGCAGGAGAAAUAUGUUGCAAACUGGAGGGAGAUAAGCAACAAAAUUUUUCACACCGCUCUCGUCAUUCGUCUUAUGUUUUUGAUGAUCCGUUUCACAGUGUAAAGAAGUUUGAAGCAUUUUAUCAAACAACUUGUUUACGUAGUUUCCUACGCCUAAUGCCUCCAAGAUAUGGGAAUUCCUAUUUAACUAAUGUUGUCUUGGAAGAUUUGUUGCCAAGACUUAGCUACUUAAGGGUUCUUUCUUUGUCUGGGUAUUUGAUCUAUGAUUUGCCCGACUUUUUUGAAAAUUUAAAACUUCUACGAUACUUAAAUUUGUCCACAACUGCAAUUACAUGUUUACCUGAUUCUUUGUGUACUCUUUAUCAUUUGGAGACUUUACUAUUAAGAAAUUGUUCAAGGCUCAAAAAUUUACCCUCUAAGAUCGGAAACCUUGUCAACUUGCAUUUUCUUGAUAUUAGAGGUGCGGAUUCAAUGGAAAAGAUGCCCUCCGGAUUUGAUCAGCUAAUCAAGCUUCAAACUUUAUCUGAUUUUGUUAUAGGGGAAGGUGAUGGACAUCUUAUUAGAGAACUGAAAAUUUUGUCGAACCUUAGAGGUAAUUUUUGUCUUUCUGGGUUGGAGAAUGUUAAUGGUCAAGAUGCGAGGGAAGCUAAGUUAAAUGAGAAGCUAGGGAUUGAUGUGUUAGAACUACGAUGGGGUACAUACUUGGAGAAUAAUACAAGGAAAAAAGAAGUUGAAGAGCGGGUGCUAGAAUUUCUUUGUCCUCAGAAAAAGCUUAAGCAACUCAUCAUUGCGAAUUACGGUGGUGCAAAAUUCUCGACUUGGAUAGGAAAUCCUUCCUUCCAGAAUUUGUCAUCUUUGAAGCUUUGCAAUUGUAAAAAUUGCAAAUCACCGCCAUCAGUUGGAAGGUUGCCAUUGUUAAAAGAUCUUUCAAUUAUUGGUUUGGAUCAGGUACAAAAGAUUGGUGUUGAGUUCUUUGGAGAAAAUGAAUUGAAGCCAUUUGCAUCAUUAGAGAUUCUAUCUUUUAAGAGUCUUCCAAACUGGAAGGAGUGGGACAGUUGUGAAGGAGAAGAGAAGGUUACGAGAAGUUUGGUAGUUUCAAUAUCAAGUUUCCCAUCACUAUGUGAAUUAAGUAUAGAUGGGUGUGCAGAAGUGGUGGAUGAUUGCUCUUCUCCUGCUAAGGAGGGAGUUGGCAUCUUUAUCACAACAUGGGGUUGUCCUCAAUUGCACUCUUUGGAAACUGAGGAAGCCGACUUGCAACCUGACAAGAUUUCACGUGUUGAAGCUCUGAAUAUAGGUUAUUGUAAUGGGCUCAAUAGACUGCCAAAAGUCUUACACGAGCUCACAUUCCUUACAGUGAUGGAAAUUUGUAGUUGUCCAGGCUUAGUUUCUUUUGCAGAGAAUAACUUUCGUCCUAAUUUAAAAAAGCUGAAAAUUUCAUUCUGUGCGAAUUUGGAGUAUUUGGUUGAUGGAAAGGAAGAUAAUAAGAGUAUGAGUAGUAUCCUCCGUCUUCUUGAGGACUUGGAAAUAGAAUGGUGUGGAUCUCUAAUGUCUUUGUCAUCGAAGGGGCACAAAAAUAUUUGCAAUUCACUUCAACUUCUCCGAAUUGCCUGCUGCUCAAAGCUGAGUUGCCUAUUUCCAAGCACCAAGUUACCCAUAACGCUUAAACGUUUGGUAAUUGAUAUGUGUCCAGAGUUGGAAUCCAUAGCCCAAGAGUUUGAUGAAAUUGCUUGUCUUGAAUCUAUUCUAAUUUUAAGUUCUGAAAUUAAAUCUCUACCACGAGGACUAGACAAGCUCAUCCAUCUCCAGGAGAUUCGAUUGAAAAAUUGUUCAAAUUUGAUUUCUAUUGAAGAAAGUGGGUUGCUCUCCACCAGCCUCAGAGUUUUCGAUGUUGAGGGUUGCAGAAAAUUUGGGGCCCUUCCUAAGUGCAUGGUCAGCAUCACCUCCCUUCAACAAUUAAUUGUGUUCAAUUGUUCGGCUGAUAUAUCAUUUCCAUCGGAGGGUUUCCCUGCCAAUCUCACAUCACUUGCAAUCUCAAACGCACCCAAAAUUUAUAGGUCACUUGUGGAAUGGGGAUUAAAUAGACUCACCUCUCUUCAACGCCUCACCAUCGGAGGUGGAGGAUGCUCAAACGUGGUAUCGUUCCCAGAAGAAGGGAUUGGAAUGGUGCUGCCUCCUUCUCUCACCUGUAUCCACCUUUCAUAUUUUGAUAAUCUGGAAUUCAUGUUCUCUGAGGGCUUUCAAGACCUCGCCUCUCUUCAAGAAUUGCGCAUCUUUAGUUGUCCCAAGCUAACAUCUCUACCGGAAAAAGACAUGCUUCUCUGGCUUGGUGUUUUAUCUAUUUUCAAUUGUCCGUUGCUGAUCGAAGAGUGCUCAAGCGAUAAAGGACGAGAGUGGUCUAAGAUUUCCCACAUACCUGAAGUUGUAAUUGAUUUUCAAAAAGUAAUCCCGAGGAGAUCAGAUUGA